Messenger RNA from Punica granatum (pomegranate), 1102 nucleotides. NCBI's taxonomy places the organism in Eukaryota, Viridiplantae, Streptophyta, Magnoliopsida, Myrtales, Lythraceae. The record is from RefSeq and is a predicted model, not a curated record.
UCUUGCCCAUUUCUUGGAAGACCACAACAUACGAAUGCUAACCAUCCCACAUCAUAUAUACCUUCGAUGCGACGUGAACUAAAACUCGAGGGGAUCAAGCAGCGCAUCACCUCGGCGGUCAUCUUCGCGGCAGCCUUUCUUGACCACCAAACAACUGAGAUUAGAGGACAUGGAACCGGCUGUGAAGAACAAUUCAACCAGUACCAAUCCAACGGGGCUGCUGCAGAAUGAUGAACUGUACAAGUAUAUACUUGACACGAACGUGUACCCCCGCGAAGCAGAAAUUCUGAAGGGACUGAGGAUUGCUACCAUUAACCACCCCCUAUCCUUCAUGUCUACUGCACCCGAUGGGGGCCAGCUCCUCUCUCUGCUUCUGAAGCUAGUGAAUGCUAAGAAGACGAUCGAAGUAGGUGUUUUCACAGGAUACUCUGUGCUCCUCACUGCUCUCUCAAUUCCUGAUGAUGGCAAGAUCGUAGCCAUAGACACAGAUCGAAAAGCUUAUGAGAUUGGACUGCCAUUUAUUAGGAAAGCCAAUGUUGAGCACAAAAUCGACUUUGUCGAGUCUCAGGCUCUGCCUAUUCUCGAUAAGCUCCUGGACGAUAAGGACAAUGAGGGCAGCUUUGACUUUGCAUUCGUGGAUGCGGAUCGUGCCAACCUGAUGAAUUACCAUGAGAGGCUGAUGAGACUGGUGAGGGUCGGGGGCGUGAUCGUCUACGACAACACUCUUUGGGGAGGGACGGUGGUCGUGUCUGACCCCUCACUGAUCCAUCCGUUGAGGAAGCAAGAGCUGCCUCAUGUUAUCGAGUCGAACAAGCUGUUAGCUGAGGAUCCACAGGUCGAUAUAUUCCAAGGCGCCAUUGGAGACGGGAUGACAGUCUGCAGGCGCAUCUACUGACAGCCUCUGCAUACAGACAUGAUUUAUGCCUUAUGCAAUUGUGCCGGUCGAGAAUCAUUUCUUAGUUGAUUGGCGGAGCCGAAGCAAUCACUCGAUUCACUUCCUAUUCAGUGUUUCUCUGACCUCACACAAACAAAAGAACUUCUGUCAAAUAAUGUACUCGAAUAAUGUAUUUCUUGGAGUUUAUGAAUGUUGCUUCUUUGGAUA